AAUUUUUUCACUUUUUUUCUUCAUUCCAAAUACAACAUUUUCCACCUCUUCUCAAAUCAUUCUAAUCAAUCUUUUUCUUUUUCACUUCAAGUUUCUGAUUCAUGGCUUCUGAAGCUGAAAUUUCUGAACUUUCAUCUCUUUUUGAAAGAAUGAUCAGUAACAGAGACAUGUCUCUGUUUUUACCCUUCAUCUUUGGUCUUUCAGAAUCUUCAUCAAUUUCAAGAAACAACAACGACCCAGAUCAAGAAUCUGAGAGUAACGAUGAUUCCAACCGUCAAAGAAUAAUCUUGGUGAAUCCCUUAACACAACGUAUGAUUGUGAUUGAAGGAGUUUCAAGUCUUGAAGGUUUGUUAAAUCAAGUUGGGAGUAGCAAGAAUGGUCAACCACCAGCUUCAAAGGAGUCAAUUGAAGCUAUGGAGAAAGUUGAAAUUGGAGAAGGUGAUGUUGGUAGUGAGUGUGUUGUUUGUUUGGAGGAAUUUGAGGUUGGUAGGGUUGUUAAAGAGAUGCCUUGUAAACAUAGGUUUCAUGGUGAUUGUAUUGAGAAGUGGUUAGGGCUUCAUGGGUCUUGUCCUGUUUGUAGGUAUCAAAUGCCUGUUGAUGAGAAAGGUGAUGGAAACAAAAGUGAUGGAGAAGAAGAAGGUGGAGAGAGAAGAAGGGUUGGUGGUGGUGGCAAUGGUACUAAUGGUAAUGGUGGUGGUGAAGUUUGGGUUAGUUUUUCUCUUAAUAGGAGGAGUAGGGAAAAUCAAGAUCAAAAUCAAAAUCAAGCUACUUCUGGUGAUGAUGAUGCUGAGGUUGAGAAUUAAUUUAGGUUUUUGUUUUGUUAGGGUUUUGCUUUUCAAUUUGUUGAAUGAUAUGUAUAGGCUCAAAUGCACAAAAGUGUUCUUAUAUGUGGUAAUAAAUAAUGAUUUUUUUGA
Trifolium pratense (red clover) is the source of this 914-nucleotide messenger RNA. Its product is annotated as E3 ubiquitin-protein ligase MPSR1-like. Bases 102 to 803 code for a protein of 233 amino acids. NCBI's taxonomy places the organism in Eukaryota, Viridiplantae, Streptophyta, Magnoliopsida, Fabales, Fabaceae. The transcript has a single exon. Gene Ontology annotation, cellular component: cytoplasm. The record is from RefSeq and is a predicted model, not a curated record. Gene Ontology annotation, biological process: protein ubiquitination. Gene Ontology annotation, molecular function: ubiquitin protein ligase activity.